This is a messenger RNA of Fonsecaea erecta, 804 nucleotides long. RefSeq lists its product as hypothetical. The coding region runs from base 1 to 804 and encodes 267 amino acids. The transcript has 2 exons. Lineage: Eukaryota; Fungi; Ascomycota; Eurotiomycetes; Chaetothyriales; Herpotrichiellaceae. The record is from RefSeq and is a predicted model, not a curated record. Gene Ontology annotation, cellular component: proteasome core complex.
AUGGCGUCUCUCAUGCAUUCAGAGCAAAUACCAUCAGAUCAGCCUGGCUACUCUUUCACAAACACCGCCGCAGCGGCACAAGAAGCCUCAGGAUCCAGGCAACAUGCCUUCUAUCCAUACACCGACAAUGGCGGAUCCACGCUAGGCAUCACGGGCGCCGACUUUGCCAUCCUCGCCGGCGACACGCGCUCGACCUCUGGCUACAACAUCAACUCCCGCUUCGUGCCCAAGCUGUUCCGCAUUGGCGAGGACGGGUCCGAAGAGCAGUCCGCGCGAAUCGUGCUGGCGGUGGUGGGCUUCGCCGCCGACGGCAACGCCCUGAAAGAACGCCUCGACGCCAUCGUCAAGAUGUACAAGUACCAGCACGGCAAGCCCAUCAGCGUCAAGGCGUGCGCGCAGCGUCUGUCCACCAUCCUGUACCAGAAGCGAUUCUUCCCCUAUUACGUGCACGCGAUCUUGGGCGGGCUGGACGAGGACGGCAAGGGGGCGUUGUACUCGUACGACCCCGUGGGCAGCUACGAGCGGGAACAGUGCCGGGCGGCGGGCGCGGCUGCGAGUCUGAUCAUGCCGUUCCUGGACAACCAGGUCAACUACAAGAACCAGUAUAUCCCGGCAUCGGGCGUGGGACACGAUCUGAAACAGAGGGCGGUGGAGAGUCUGCCGAAGGACGUGGUCGUGGGAUUGGUCAAGGAUGCGUUCACCAGUGCCACGGAACGGCAUAUCGAGGUGGGUGAUGGGUUGCAGAUGCUGGUCAUCACCAAGGACGGGAUAGAGGAGACGUUCACCCCCCUCAAGAGAGAUUAG